This is a messenger RNA of Arachis duranensis, 3117 nucleotides long. Its product is annotated as receptor-like protein 19. The record is from RefSeq and is a predicted model, not a curated record. Bases 1 to 3117 code for a protein of 1038 amino acids. Lineage: Eukaryota; Viridiplantae; Streptophyta; Magnoliopsida; Fabales; Fabaceae. The transcript is spliced from 2 exons. Gene Ontology annotation, molecular function: protein binding.
AUGAACAUUCCGUUAGUUUCAUGGCUUUUCUUCAUAUUCUGCUACUGCUGCUGGACUCACCUUGCUGUUACUGUCACAUUGGUCCAUGGCCAAUGUCUUGAGGAUCAACAAUCAUUGCUGCUUCAACUAAAGAGCAGCUUCGUAUUCGAGCAUGAACAUUCAAGCAAACUGGUGUCCUGGAAUGAAACCAUUGAUUGCUGUCGAUGGAAAGGUGUAACCUGUGAUAACAAGGGGCAUGUUUCUGGUCUCGACCUUAGCGAGGAAUCAAUCUGUGGGGGUUUUGACAAUUCCAGUAGCCUUUUUAGUCUUCAGAAUCUCCAAGUUUUGAAUUUGGCUACCAACAACUUCCAUUCUAAGAUACCAUCUGGAUUCAGCAAGUUGAAGAACUUAACUUAUCUGAAUCUGUCAUAUGCUUUCUUUGUGGGGGAGAUUCCAAUGGAGAUUUCUCAGUUGACAAGGCUAGUUACUCUUGAUAUCUCCUCAUCCAUUGAACUAAAUAUUCCAAAUCUGCAGAAGCUAGUCCAAAACCUCACUAGGAUCAGGUACUUGCAUCUUGAUUAUGUUGAUAUAAGUGCUUCGGGACAGGAAUGGUGCAAUGCUUUGUUGCAACUACCUGGCCUACAAGAAAUAAGCAUGUCAUAUUGCAAUCUCUUAGGCCCCCUUGAUUCGGCGCUUCACAAACUUAAGAAUCUCUCCACGAUUCGCCUUGAUGGGAACGACUUCUCAUCUGUGGUGCCGGAAACCUUUGCCAAUUUCAAAAGUCUAUCCACUCUAAGCCUUAGUGAUUGUGAAUUGAGAGGGAAGUUUCCAGAGAAGAUCUUUCAGAUAUCAGCAUUAUCUUUUAUAGAUAUAUCUGACAAUACAAAUCUGUAUGGUUCUUUGCUGGAAUUCGCAUCAAAUGAUCAUCUCCAGACUCUGAAGUUGAGUAUGACAAAGUUGUCAGGAGCAGUACCAGGUUCUAUAAGUAAGUUGAGGAAGUUGUCCAUCUUAGAUCUUUUUGGAAGCCAAUUUAGUGGAACACUCCCCAGUUCAAUGUCAAACCUCAUGGAACUCACUAUUUUGGAUUUGGGACAUAACAAGUUCACCAAUUCAAUUCCAUCUUUUAACAUGUCCAAGAAACUGACCCAUAUAGAUGUGUCUAACAAUUUCUUCAAUGGAAGCCUGCCUUCUUAUCUUUUUGAACUCCCAUUGCUACAAACCAUUGUACUUUCCAACAAUAAUUUUCAGAGUCACCCACUUGAGUUUUCAAAUUUAUCUUCUACCAUGUUCUUGAGCCAUCUAGGCUUAAGCAGUAACAAUAUACAAGGGCCAAUUCCAUCCUUCAAUAUGUUCAAGAAUCUCACUCAUUUAGACCUGUCUCACAAUGAUUUAACAGGUUCAAUUACAUCUGAUCACUUCAAAGGCUUCAUGGAGUUGAACUACAUUGAUUUAGGGGCCAAUCGCCUCAACGGAAGCCUACCUUCUUCUCUUUUUGAACUUCCAUUGCUAGAAUAUCUUAAACUUUACAACAACAAUUUUCAAGCAUUCCCACAUGAAUUUCCAAACUUAUCUUCCACCAUGUUAAAGACUCUGGAUUUGAGCAAUAAUAGCUUACAAGGCCCCAUUCCUGAGUUCAUUUUUCAACUCAAGUCACUAGAAGAACUCCUGUUGUCUUCAAACAAAUUAAAUGUUACAAUAUACACAAAAAUGUUUCGGAGGCUUGAAAAUCUAACUACACUAGAUUUUUCACACAAUAGCUUGUUGAUAGAAGCAAAUGUUACUGACUUGGGCAUAGAAGCAAAUGUUACUACUGACUUGGGCAUAUCUUCCAUCCUCAGAAAGUGGGAUGUAAAUUUGGCUUCCUGCAAUUUGACAAGGUUCCCUAGUUUUCUGCGAAAUCAGUCUAGAUUAUCCAAUUUAGACCUCUCAGGAAAUCUUAUUCAAGGACCUAUACCAAGGUGGAUUUGGCAAUUUUCCUCCCUUACUUUCUUAAACAUCUCCAACAAUUUGUUCACCAUGUUUGAAGAGCCGAUACAGAAUGUUAGUGCCUCUUUGUACUUCAUUGACCUUCACUCUAACCAAAUCCAAGGGAACUUUCCAACAUUUCUCUCAAAACAACUUUAUUUUUUGGACUGCUCGAUGAACAACUUCAGCUCUAUCAUUCCAUCAGAUAUUAGCACUUAUAUGUCUUCCACAUUUUUCUUGUCUUUCUCCAACAAUAGUUUAUCUGGGAACCUUCCUCAAUCCUUGUGCAAGAUGUCAUAUCUUCAAGCUCUUGAUUUUUCCUAUAAUCAGUUGAAAGGGAAGAUUCCAGAUUGUUUAAUGCGGAUGGAGUAUCUUAAGGUACUAAAUCUGGAGCAUAACAAGCUUGAUGGCCACAUUCCUGAUGCAUUUCCUCAACAUUCUGCACUAAAGAUUCUACAUCUAAAUGGAAAUCUACUUAGAGGCCGAAUUCCCCACUCUCUUGUGAAUUGCACAACUCUUGAAGUCUUGCAUCUUGGAAAUAAUCAGAUUUAUGAUGUGUACCCAUGCUUCUUGAGGAGGUUAUCCACAAUUCGUGUCGUAGUUUUGCGCGAAAACAGACUGCAGGGUCACGUUGAAUGUCCCAAGAUAAAUGGUUCUUGGCAAUCCCUCCAAAUUAUUGAUCUGUCUUUCAAUAAUUUUAGUGGUUUACUUCCUGGAGAAGACUUCAAAAGUUGGGUCACAAUGAUGCUUGGUGUUGGUGAAAAGCAAAACCGAUAUGAAGUCGUAGGCUUCUUUAUGAGAAACUACCAGGAUUCCAUGAUAAUUACCAACAAAGGCUUACAAUUGGAGAUGGUUAAAAUAUUAAGUGAUUUCACUUCUAUAGACUUCUCAUUCAACAACUUUCAAGGGCCAAUACCAGAAGAGCUUAUGAAUUUCACAAGACUUCAUGUUCUUAACUUCUCACAUAAUUCUUUCAAUGGCCAAAUCCCAUCCUCAAUAGGGAAUUUAAAGCAACUCGAGUCGUUGGACCUAUCCGGUAACGAAUUUGGUGGACGAAUUCCCACUCAACUUGCAAUUAUUUGGAAGAAUCCCAACAGGUACACAGCUUCAGUCCUUCUCAGAAGGUUCCUUUCUAGGAAACGCAGGCUUAUGUGGACCACCAUUAACAAAUAA